Chelonus insularis is the source of this 2828-nucleotide messenger RNA. RefSeq names its product probable ATP-dependent RNA helicase DDX43. Gene Ontology annotation, molecular function: ATP binding; RNA helicase activity; RNA binding. The record is from RefSeq and is a predicted model, not a curated record. NCBI's taxonomy places the organism in Eukaryota, Metazoa, Arthropoda, Insecta, Hymenoptera, Braconidae. The transcript has 7 exons. Bases 166 to 2412 code for a protein of 748 amino acids.
AUGCUUUAUACAUCAUUACAUGUAGACAGAUUCUAACCUUUUGAGACUGAAAUCAAAUUUAUUUUAUUUCAAUAAAAAUUCGUUUGAUUUAUAAAUAUACAAUAGUUUAUUAUUUAUAUUACGUGAUUUAUAAAAUAUUUAAUUUAUUGUUUGGAAAUAAGAAUAAUGGGUGAUCGUUGGGAAACUGAUAGCUAUUCGAGAAGUGAUAGGAGACAAUAUCAGGAUAAUUACCGGGAUAAUAAACGGAAUGAUUAUUCAAAGAGAGAAUGGACAAACUCAAACAGAGAUCAUCGUGGUCGACGUUCGGAUAAUUCAAGUAGAGAUUAUCAAGGAAGAGAUUCGAUGAACUCGGAUCAAUCAUAUUACGGACGAGACUCUCAACAUUCAAAUCGAGAUUAUGGGAGAGGACGUGAUUCCAGAGAUUAUCGUGGAGGAGAAUCUCAAAAUAACUAUGGCAGUUAUGACAAUCAAAAUAAAGAUGAUCAAGUGAUAUAUGUUCAGCAAAGACACGUUGGAAGAAUUAUUGGACGUGCUGGAGCCACAAUUAAAGAUUUGCAAUCCCAGAGUAAUGCUAGAAUUAAUAUUGACAAAUCCAAUGGAGGAGGAGAUGCUGCAGUAACUUUAACUGGAUCUAUUGAAGCUCAAAACAAAGCCAUGGAACUUAUUGGACAAUUAACUGGUGAAACUUAUUCUGGGUCACAGCAGGAUAAUCAAUCUUAUUCUGCACCUCAACAAGAUAACUAUCAAUCAUACGAUAACAAUCAAAGUUACCAGAAUAAUCAGUAUUCUAACAAUGAUUACACAAAAUCAUAUGAUAACACACCAAAGCCUCAACAAGAAGAAAGAGAUCCUCUUGACUUUGGUGAAUUUGAUUGGACCAUAGCAAAUAAAGAACACGAAGAAUAUAUGGCUCAAAGAAUAGCAAAAUUGACGCCUUUAAAGAAAGAUUUUUAUAAUGAAGAUCCAGAAGUUGCAAAUAUGACUGAUGAACAAGUCGCACAAAUUCGUAAGAUGAAGAAUAAUAUUUCAUGCCGUCGUGUAUUUGAAGAAGAAAACAAAGAUAAGUGUCCAGAUUUUAAAGUACCUAAUCCUAUUUUAAAAUUCGAACAUGCUUUUCGUGAUUAUCCUGAAAUUCUAGAAGAAAUUCGCAAGCAGGGUUUUACAGAACCAAGCCCAAUUCAAUGCCAAGCAUGGCCAAUUCUUUUAAGUGGUAAAGAUAUGAUUGGUAUUGCUCAAACAGGUACAGGGAAAACUCUUGCAUUUUUAUUACCAGCGUUGAUUCAUAUUGAUGGUCAAGUAACACCACGUGAACAAAGGGUUGGACCAAACGUAUUAGUUAUGGCUCCUACUCGAGAGUUAGCAUUGCAGAUUAACAGUGAAGUAAAAAAGUACGAGUAUCGCGGAAUUAAAGCUACAUGUGUGUACGGAGGUGGUAAUCGCAAAGAGCAAAUAGAAUGUGUUGUAAAAGGAGUCAACAUUGUUAUUGCUACACCCGGAAGAUUAAAUGAUCUUGUUAAUGCAGGGAAAUUGGAUGUCAGUGAAGUGAGUUAUUUGGUCUUAGAUGAAGCUGACAGGAUGCUUGAUAUGGGUUUUGAACCACAAAUCCGUAAAACUUUGCUUGAUGUUCGUCCUGAUCGACAGACUGUAAUGACGAGUGCCACAUGGCCCCAAGGUGUUAGACGAUUGGCUCAAUCUUACAUGAAAGAUCCAAUCCAAGUAUAUGUAGGAUCUUUGGAUUUAGCGGCAGUUCAUUCCGUCCGACAGACGAUUUUAAUCGUUGAUGAUUCAGAAAAAGAGCAAUAUCUUGAAGAUUUCAUUAGAAACAUGGGCGAAGAUGAUAAAGUUAUUGUUUUCUUUGGAAAAAAAACCAGAGUUGAUGAAUUUGCUAGUAAAAUGGCGUUAGCAGGUAUUACUGUACAAAGUAUUCACGGAGGAAGAGAUCAACAGGACAGAGAGCAGGCUCUCGCUGAUUUAAAAUCAGGAUCAGUUAGAAUACUUCUUGCUACUGAUGUUGCUAGCCGUGGAAUUGAUAUCGAAGAUGUGACUCACGUUUUCAAUUUGGAUUUCCCACGUGAUAUUGAAGAGUAUGUUCAUCGUGUUGGUCGUACAGGACGAGCUGGACGUUCUGGAGAAAGUAUAAGUCUUGUAACUCGUGGUGAUUGGGGUAUGGCUGAAGACCUUAUUGCUAUUUUGGAAGAAGCAAGUCAGGAAGUACCUGAAGAUUUAUACAAUAUGAAAGAUCGUCACGGUGCAUGGAAAGAAAGGAAAGCUCAAGAGAAAGAAACAGCACGUAUAGAUGCUCAGGGAGGAGGUGGACGUUAUGAACGUGGUAAUCGUGGUGGCGGAGGCCGAAGAGGUGGAGGAGGUGGUGGUCGAGGACGUCGUGGCGACAAUUACGGUUCUUUUUAUUAAAUUUAAUUUCUCGUAAUUUUUCAUAUGUAAGUUUUUGUUUAAAAACUCCUUAAUUGUUGAAUUUUUAAACAAACAAAAUAAUUCUACUUAUCCUUACGAAUUCGAUUAUGAUAAGAGUACAAAAACAUUCAGUUUAAGCACAACGUCAUUUUUAUGUUUAAUUUAAUUUUUUUCAUUCCAAAUUCAAGUAGAUUAAAUUUCGAAAAGUCUGAGGUUAAUAACAAUUCAGGGAUUACGUGUCUUCCUAAAAAUACUGUAAGUGUAGAUAAUACAUAAUUCCUAUUGUUUAUUCACAUCACAGAUGGACUUAUUUUCUAUUUAUAUAUAGAUUAUGAUUACAAACGGAUAUAUUUACUUUGUUAUUCAUAUAAAAUUAUUUUUGCAGUACAUUAUCGAAUAACCAAAUCAUAAUUGUG